This is a messenger RNA of Aureobasidium subglaciale EXF-2481, 1186 nucleotides long. RefSeq lists its product as uncharacterized. Gene Ontology annotation, cellular component: lysosomal membrane. Gene Ontology annotation, biological process: protein transport. The transcript has 7 exons. The coding region runs from base 298 to 849 and encodes 183 amino acids. The record is from RefSeq and is a predicted model, not a curated record. Gene Ontology annotation, molecular function: GTP binding; GTPase activity. NCBI's taxonomy places the organism in Eukaryota, Fungi, Ascomycota, Dothideomycetes, Dothideales, Saccotheciaceae.
CACACGUCAACUGCUCGACUCAAGUGACCGCUUGGCUGUCAGAGGAAUCCGUAACGUUGUCCUAACACUUAAACCUCUGUGACAGCAGCGCUUCAUCUGCAGAUUAUCCUUCGCCUUGAUUCUACUUCACCAUCACCUCCAAUAAGAGUUCGACCCUACCCGAGCCCCGCUUCUGCUUGUGCCCUGCGCUUUUGAUCAAACCCUCCGUCCGUGCAACCAUCAAGCUGCUCUACUGUUGUUGCCUGCAGCCAGCUCUUCAACUCUUCUCGCAGUGCUUUGUCGGGCAAAUCAAACACCAUGCCUGGCCUAUUCAAGCGUCUCUAUGACUGGCUCCUCAGUCUUUUCUGGGCGACUGAGAUGGACGUGACAAUGAUCGGUCUUCAGAAUGCCGGCAAGACAUCGCUCUUGAGAGUCCUAGCAGGUGGAGAGUUUACAAUUGACUCAAUACCUACGGUCGGCUUCAACAUGAAAAAGGUUACCAAAGGCCAUGUGACUCUGAAAUGUUGGGAUCUAGGAGGUCAACCAAGGUUCCGUUCUAUGUGGGAGCGUUACUGUCGAGGUGUCAACGCCAUGGUAUUCAUUGUGGACUCGGCCGACAAGGAAGCAUUGCCUGUGGCACGAGAAGAACUUCAUGUGCUGCUGGAGAAGCCUGCUUUAGAAGGCAUUCCAUUGUUGGUUCUUGGCAACAAGUCCGAUCUUCCUGAUCAUCUAUCGGUCGACGAGCUUAUUGAGGAGUUGAACCUCAAAGCCGUAACGCACCGUGAGGUGAGCUGCUAUGGUAUCAGCGCCAAGGAAGAGACAAACUUGGAUGCUGUACUGCAAUGGCUGAUUGCUCGUGCGAGCAAGUGACCCGUCGACCAAGGUCAGGUCUCCCACAGCGGCAUACAGUUUGGCUUCCACUCAUGAAGGUGAUCGGCAUUUGCAUAGGGUAUUGCAAGCGAUGGGGUUUAGAUGGUAUCUUUCCUGCGAACCAGCAAUGGCAACGUAGCGUAACGGCGGGUGCACAUGGGGUGUCCUUGUUUCUUUUUUGACUUCCGGCGGUCUUGUUUCUCAUCUCAAGCGGGCUAAGGAAUGAUUUUACGGAUUCACGAGAGCAAUACGAUAGUCGACAGACGCAAUUUGACGAUUGAUGUACAGAUGAUGAAAUGAGAAGAGAGAGAAGAACAGGAGAUUGUGAAAAGGCUGC